Messenger RNA from Physella acuta, 1095 nucleotides. Its product is annotated as collagen alpha-1(I) chain-like. Gene Ontology annotation, biological process: extracellular matrix organization. The record is from RefSeq and is a predicted model, not a curated record. Lineage: Eukaryota; Metazoa; Mollusca; Gastropoda; Physidae. Gene Ontology annotation, molecular function: extracellular matrix structural constituent conferring tensile strength.
AUGGGUCCUGUGGGUCCUAGGGGUCUUAUGGGUCCUGUGGGUCCUGUGGGUCGUAUGUGUCCUGUGGGUCCUAUGGGUCCUAUGGGUCGUAUGUGUCCUGUGGGUCCUAUGCUUCUUAUGGGUCCUGUGGGUCCUAUGGGUCUUAUGUGUCCUGUGGGUCAUGUGGGUCCUAUGGGUCCUGUGGGUACUGUGGGUCCUAUGGGUCCUGUGGGUACUGUGGGUCUUAUGUAUCCUCUGGGUCCUGUUGGUCCUAUGGGUCCUGUGGGUACUGUGGGUCUUAUGUGUCCUGUGGGUCCUGUGGGUCCUAUGGGUCCUGUGGGUACUGUGGGUCUUAUGGGUCCUGUGGGUCCUAUGGGUCUUAUGUGUCCUGUGGGUCAUGUGGGUCCUAUGGGUCAUGUGGGUACUGUGGGUCCUAUGGGUCCUGUGGGUACUGUGGGUCUUAUGUAUCCUCUGGGUCCUGUGGGUCCUAUGGGUCCUGUGGGUACUGUGGGUCUUAUGUGUCCUGUGGGUCCUGUGGGUCCUAUUGGUCCUGUGGGUACUGUGGGUCUUAUGGGUCCUGUGGGUCUUAUGGGUCCUGUGGGUCCUAUGGGUCUUAUGUGUCCUGUGGGUCAUGUGGGUCCUAAGGGUCCUGUGGGUACUGUUGGUCCUAUGGGUCCUGUGGGUACUGUGGGUCUUAUGUAUCCUCUGGGUCCUGUGGGUCCUAUGGGUCCUGUGGGUACUGUGGGUCUUAUGUAUCCUCUGGGUCCUGUGGGUACUGUGGGUCUUAUGUAUCCUAUGGGUCCUGUGGGUAAUGUGGGUUCUGUGGGUACUGUGGGCACAGUGGAUUUUAUGGGUCCUGUGGGUCCUGUGGGUCCUGUGCGUCCUGUGGGUACUGUGGGUCCUGUGGGCACUGUGGGCACAAUGGAUUUUAUGGGUCCUGUGAGUCCUGUGGGUCCUGUGGGUCCUGUGGGUCCUGUGGGUCCUGUGGGUACUGUGGGUCCGGAUAUUUGGAGAACCGUUGCGUGGAUAGAACGGAUGAAGUCACUUGGUCGAGAGAUCUACAACCUAACUGGUACUUUCUGUUGCUUGAAUGGUUUUGGGCUGAAUUUAAAUUAA